CAUCAGAAGAUUUGAUCAGCAAAGAUGAAGUUUGAGAACCUGUUGGCUGAGGUUGGGGGGUUUGGAAAAUACCAGAUCAGUAUAAUCGCCCUUUUGGUGAUUCCAAGAGUCACACUGCCGUUUCACUUCUUGUUAAACAACUUCAUUGCUGCCAUCCCAUCUCAUCAUUGUGAUAUCAGCUCUCUGGAUGCUGACGGGAUCCUUGGGAAUCUGAGUCAAGAAGAGAGACUGACUGUCAGUAUUCCUGCAGAGGAAGAUGGGAGUCCUGCUUCUUGUCACAUGUUCUCUUAUCUUCAGUUCCACCUGUUGACAAACUCUUCCAGCAGCACAGAACUUCCAGUAGUGGAGUGUCAGAAUGGAUGGGAGUAUGACAACAGUACGUUUAAAUCAGCCUUGGCCACUGAGUUUGAUUUGGUGUGUGACAGGAAAGGUCUGAAUAAAGCCACAGCCACCAUCUUCUUUCUUGGUGUGAUGUUAGGAGCUGCCAUUUUUGGCUGGCUGAGUGACAGGUUUGGUAGGAAACGAAUGCUGAUGGUGUCUUACCUGAUUACCAUUUUGUUUGGGGUGGCCAGUGCAAUGUCUCAGUCCUUUAUCAUGUUUGCCAUAAUGAGGUUCUUCACUGGAAUGGGCAUUACAGGCAUCAGCAUCAUCUCCAUCGUCCUGUGUGUAGAAUGGGCUGAUAUUGCACACAGGACGAUUGCUGGCGUCAUAAUCAGUUUUGAUUGGUCACUCAGCACUAUGAUAUUGCCUGGCAUUGCUUAUCUUGUCAACGACUGGAGGAGUCUGGUCAUCACAGUAACCGCUCCUCUCGGACUGGCAGUGAUUACGUGGAGAUGGAUCCCAGAGUCAGCACGAUGGCUCAUAGCCAAUGGACGACUGGAAGAGGCCCAUUUUUACCUGAGCAAAUGUGCCUCAGCCAAUAACAGACAACAAAACCUCAGAGAUAUCAAACCAGAGACCCUUGCCAACAUUAUAAUUGCUGAGGGCAAAGGUGACAGGAAGUACUCGUAUCUGGAUCUUGUGAGGUCUCCCAAGAUGAGAAAACUGGCUCUACUUACUGGGAUCACCUGGUUUGGAGUGGCAUUCACUUACUAUGGCAUCAGUUUGAAUAUCAGUGGUUUUGGGCUGAAUUUGUACCUGACCCAGUUUAUUUAUGGGGCCAUAGAGCUGCCAUCAAAAUUGGUGGCCUAUUUGUCUCUUGAUAGGCUGGGCCGCAGGUACAGCCAGGUGGGCACGCUGAUUACAACAGGGGUCUGCAUUGGCAUCACUGUCCUCAUUCCCAGAGAUUUGUGGCUGCCCCGUACAAUCAUUUCUGUGCUGGGUAAAGGAUUCUCUGAGGCCUCCUUCACAUGUGUUUUCCUCUAUACCACUGAACUCUACCCAACUGUGUUACGGCAGAAUGGACUGGGCUAUAGCUCAUUUGUGGGUCGUGUUGGUGUUUCUCUUGCACCUCUUGUAAGCCUCCUGGACGAGGUCUGGCUUCCUCUGCCACAGGUCCUGUUUUGCAUUGUAGCUGUCAGUGCAGGUCUCCUUGCGCUGCUCCUCUCUGAGACCCACAAUGUGCGGCUUCCGGAGACUAUUGAGGACAUUGAGAAAACUAGGAAAAGAUCAGUGUGUUCACAACAUGAAUAUCAGCUUGGAACGGAGCCCUUCAGGCAGACAAAGUGAAUCUAAAUUGUAGAGAAGAUGAAUCUAAUAAAAAUAAAAUUCAUCAUUGAAUUGUCUUG
Molecule: messenger RNA, 1727 nt
Organism: Carassius gibelio (silver crucian carp)
Lineage: Eukaryota; Metazoa; Chordata; Actinopteri; Cypriniformes; Cyprinidae
Product: solute carrier family 22 member 7-like
Exons: 10
Coding region: 25-1668 (547 amino acids)
Biological process (GO): transmembrane transport
Cellular component (GO): membrane
Molecular function (GO): transmembrane transporter activity
Source: RefSeq, a predicted model, not a curated record